This is a messenger RNA of Rhinocladiella mackenziei CBS 650.93, 1851 nucleotides long. RefSeq lists its product as uncharacterized. The coding region runs from base 1 to 1851 and encodes 616 amino acids. NCBI's taxonomy places the organism in Eukaryota, Fungi, Ascomycota, Eurotiomycetes, Chaetothyriales, Herpotrichiellaceae. The record is from RefSeq and is a predicted model, not a curated record. The transcript has a single exon.
AUGGCGGAACAAACAGUCACCUCAUCUUGGGCUCCUUGGGAAGCUGUAUAUCAAUGGGCGCCCUUCAAAAUCGAUGCCCUCGGUCUCGUUACUUUACUAGGAGCCGAGGAAAUCAACGCGGCCGUCGGGCGGCUCGUAAGGAGCGCCUAUCUGGAGUAUCUCCCUAUGCUGGGUGCCUUCGUCAUUGCUGGAGAUCGGUUUACCGAAAAGGCGGCCGGCUUCAACCUCUACAACAUUACCCAGGGUAUUCACACGACCGACCUCGCGGCCUGGCUGACAAGAUGGAUGCUCUCUCAGAAUUUCGAGGUCACUCGGAGCUAUGUGGUAUGGACGGUCACUCCACCCAAGUCUCGAAGGAAUGAAAUUAUCACCUCUUUCAUCAUCAGCUUUGUGUUCAAUGGUUUCCUCAUCGCGAUGACAGUCCUGUCUAGAGAUUGGUACGGCUUUGCCAACGCCCUGGCCAUGGUCGUAUCUGUAGUUGUCCGCACGUAUGUCUUGGGCCAGCAACGCGCAGCGGUCGACGCCAUGAUAGAUGAGGCUAUCAGCCACUCAACUAAAACCAUAGAGGAAGGGUCUUACGAAGCGCGGAGACUGGAAUGGAAAGAUUGGAAGGAUCAAAGGAAACAAGAGAGGAAAUCAGCCACCAGGAAUCGAAAGACAAAUGUCAACACUGUUGCAGCUACGGGCAAGAAUCCUUCCAUCCAAAGCAACUUUUCAGCCGAUCACUCUGACGAAGCUAAAGAACCGGCCGCGAAAGGUGAAGGGUCCCCUCCUAUGAGACCGAACCCAAGGCAUUUCAGCAAUGUCUGGAAGGGAGAUGAAGUCAAGGUCCUCAUCAUUCAGACAGACUCCAAGGCAGUUACCUUUUCUAUGCCCAAGGAACUCUUAAAGCCGCCCUCCGUUUUCAUCGAAGGACCCAACCUUCUGCAUCCCCAACGAUACGUUUUGGUCAGAUCGAUCGGAUGGGCAGUGUUUGCGGUGCACAUUGUUGCGAUCGGCAUGGCAGAUCUAGCAAGCCAGAUGUACACGGUGGCCCUCCUUGUGCUACCGACAAUUCUUCUUGUGCUCAAGCUAGGAUGUGAUGAUUCCAGAUGGAAGCCCACGAUUCACGAAUGGAUGAAGAGUUCCUUUGGAAGGCCUACACCCAGCAGGACUAAUGAGGCCGACGAAAAUGCAAUGUCGGACGGAUUUGUCAAGAAGCGCGAAUGUUGGAUCGGGAGCCGCUUAAGGGCGGAGAUAUAUGAGUGGCCGGCUUCGUAUGAGUUCAAAGAGGUAGGAGAAGGAAAAGAUAAAAAAUGGAUCAGUCGGGUUCCUGAGUCAGAGAAAGACCGCUCAAAGAAACGUCAAGAUCUCUAUGCUUGGCUUGCACUCGCACCCGACGAGGAGGAAUCCAUGGACAAGUGGGAUCUUUUCCCUCACAUUCGCGAGGACGACAAGUCAUGGUGGUACACGUACAAAAAGAAAAAGAACUGCUUGACGAGAAAUCCCCAUAUGGGUCCUCAGCUCAUUCGAGCGGCAGACGGAUCAAAGGCUGCUGAUGGUGAUAUUGAUGAUUUACACAGGGGCUAUAAUAAGCCAGGCAGAACCAGCACUUUCAAUUUUGUCGACGACCCUGCUACGGGGCACAAGCACACUGUUCCUCGCAGACCCAGUGUCAUGGACAGUUCUGCGUUUCCGGCUAUUAGCGAUCACGAAGCCGCAAAUGCUAAUUCAGAGAAUUCUUGCAAUGCCGAAUCUCAGCCGGAAGUUCCUCCCGAGGAUGGCCUAACGGGGUCCGGUGAUGGCGAUGCAUCCCCUCGAAUUACGCCUGCUACGAAACAAUCGACCAGCAAUGCCAAAAAGGAGAAUUAG